AUGACCACCCUGUUGUUUUUAUGUCGACGUGUUCUGUUCUUUUCUGUUCUCUUCUCCGUGUUCGACUUCAAUAAAACUUCUCGUCUUCGGCUGUACCGACAUCCACUACAACUGGCGAACAGCGGACUACAACGAGGACGGCGAUUUUUGCUGAAGAACUCCAGCCCCGGCUCAGAGCCUGGUCGAAUUCCUGGUGAAGUCGAUUUCUGGUACAAGGACUCUAGGUCGGCCUCCAAGCCCGGUCGAACCGAGAGUCAACUAUCAAAACAGCUCCGCGAAAAUCAUGGAAGUACCAUCAUGGAAACCAAGGCACAGCAAAAAGCAUGCGAUAAUCCCUUAACGGACACUGUGGCUGCUUUGGAGGAAUUGUUCGGACAUAAUACGUCAGUAUUCGUGAGACGUCACCCAUACCUCAUUACACAGCGAAAUGAGGAAAGUCUCCGCGAUUACACCGGAUUGGUCAAUCAGCGUCAUGACAUGGCUGAGUUCAAUGAUGUCACACCUGAGCAGAUGAAAUGCCUCGUAUGGAUAUGCGAACUUGUCGCCCCGCAGGAUGCCGAUGUUCGCUUGAAGGAAGUGUUGCCCGUUGUGCAGCGGAGAUAUGAUGAGCUGGUAGAACAAAAGGCUGCACUAGUGGUGAAAGUUAACACAAUGCGACAAACAAUGGGACUUGCAAAAUAUAUCACAGAGGAAUACAAUGUAUCCAUUGCCGGUUUGCACUAUGCGAAUGAAACGAAGAAAAUCCCAUCUUUCAAUACCUCUCCUUUCAGGUUAUUUAGUAUCGAGUUCUUCGUGGGUCCACCUAUAGUCGGCGGCGAGGUUGUCGAAGGCAUUACGGUCGUUGGGACGAGACGGAUUAUUUCGGACCGACUUAUUGGGAGUCACGAAGACUUAACGCGCGAAAAGCAAGCUGGCUUUCGUCAUGGCCGACCUACGAUUGACCAGGUGUUCAUUGCCAGGAGAGUGAUCGAAAUCUGGCAGCGGUAUUCGAAGCCAAUGCAACUAGCGUUUUUGGACUUUGAAGCCGCGUUCGACCCUCCUCAUCGAGGCCGUCUUCUCAACGCGCUCCGCGCCGGCGGAGUAGCAGGAAAGUUCGUUCGCUUGCUUGAAGACAUGAAUCAACGAACAACUGCUGCAAUUCGAACACCAGUCGGAUAUAAAAGUGGUCAUUGA
Messenger RNA from Necator americanus (New World hookworm), 1173 nucleotides. RefSeq lists its product as uncharacterized. The coding region runs from base 1 to 1173 and encodes 390 amino acids. The transcript has 5 exons. NCBI's taxonomy places the organism in Eukaryota, Metazoa, Nematoda, Chromadorea, Rhabditida, Ancylostomatidae. The record is from RefSeq and is a predicted model, not a curated record.